GCGGUGGGGUUUUUUUGAUAGAAGAAGAUUGCAAAGCUGCCGGGCGGUUAUCCCUCUGUCGGAGGAAGCCGACAAUGAUAUUUUGCAAUUGCUGUAGGAAGACUGUCCUGGAAAUUCCCACAUUCUGGUGCAAACGCCUCCACGUAGGAGUUUGAAAUGGUCUGAAAGGAUGCAGCCAAAUUCGACGGUUCUGCUGACAAGUCAUUCUGCUGACUUCUCCCAACCCAGCUGUUUAAAACACAGCGUGCACACGGAGGAGUAAGCCGAAGGUACUACUGAAGAUCUGUAGACUUAGAGAAGGUUCGAAACCAUGGAAAGCCUGUGUGCAGCGAAUACCACUUUUGCCCUGGACCUCUUAAGAAAGCUGUGUGAGAAGAAAAGUGGUCAGAAUUUAUUCUUUUCCCCUCUUAGUAUUUCUUCUGCUUUGUCUAUGAUUUUGCUGGGUUCAAGAGGUAACACCGAAGCCCAAAUAACAAAGGUGCUUUCUCUGAACAAAGCUGAGGAUGCUCACAAUGGGUAUCAAUCCCUUCUCUCUGAAAUUAACGAUCCAAACACCAAAUACAUCCUGAGAACUGCAAACCAGCUUUAUGGGGAAAAGACGUUUGAGUUUCUCUCAUCAUUUAUAGAGUUGAGUCAGGAAUCCUACCACGCUGGGCUGGAACCGACUGACUUCAUGAAUGCUUGGGAGGAUUCCAGAAAACAAAUCAAUGGCUGGGUAGAGGAAAGGACUGAAGGUAAAAUUCAGAACCUGUUGGCGGAGGGGAUUCUUGAUUCCCUGACCAGACUUGUGUUGGUGAAUGCCAUCUAUUUCAAAGGCAACUGGGAAAAGCAGUUCAACAAAGAGAGAACCACAGAAAGGCCAUUUCAGAUUAACAAGGUAUGAUGUGCUGAAAUGAUGAGAAUAUGCAGUUAAUCUGAAAUGAACACAGAGCAUUCUGAAGAAAAAAACAUUCCAGCAGGGUGACCUUGGUUAGGCUGUAUGAAAUUCCUUAUGCCCCCUCCCUUUCCUAUGGACACUUGCUUGGUUGAGUUUCUGUGAAGUUUCCCAUAAUUACUAGAAAGUUUAUUAUAGCAAGUAUUUCUUUCAUUCUCUCUCUCCUUUUUUCCUUUAACCCUUCUUUGUUUGAGAAAGUUACCCCUCUACGUAAUGACAGGACUCAGAAGUGAUGAGGAGAGAACACUUGAGCAAAGUUGUCAGGUUAUUUCAGUGUCAUGAACAAUUUCACAGAAUUAGUGAACUUGAUUAUUUCAGCCUAAAACUGGAGUUGAUCAGAAGAAUAUUUUUUUCUUUAGGUUUUAGGCAGAAAAGAGCACUUAUACGCAUCCAGAAAUUUGUAUAUCUAAGUCUUCUUCACUCAGUGUUUUUUUGCUGCGUUUCUACCAGUGAACUGAUCCAAAAUAAAUGGGAGAAAAAUCUCCUGUGAAGACCUGCAGGUUAUACUGUCUUGCUUUUAGAAGCAGAUCAGGGCUAGUGAGGAAGGCUUGGCUACUGUCAUGAGCAGGCCAUGGCUGCCCCUCAGGAUCCCCUCCACCUCUGGGUUGGCCUCCGGUGUCAGGAACCAGAACUGCUAACAUGCCUUCCUUAACUCACCUGCUUCAAAGAAGCAUUAUGCAGAACAGAAGCCCUGAUGGCUGACUUGGAAGUGUCCCUCCCCCAGUGGUGAAAUAUAUCCAAGAAUGUUUGAAAUGGUUAAUACCACUUUUUCAACAGGGAAUGUUACUGCUCACCCCAUACUACCU
Molecule: messenger RNA, 1740 nt
Organism: Neopelma chrysocephalum (saffron-crested tyrant-manakin)
Lineage: Eukaryota; Metazoa; Chordata; Aves; Passeriformes; Pipridae
Product: serpin B6-like
Exons: 6
Coding region: 311-883 (190 amino acids)
Biological process (GO): negative regulation of endopeptidase activity
Cellular component (GO): cytoplasm
Molecular function (GO): serine-type endopeptidase inhibitor activity
Source: RefSeq, a predicted model, not a curated record